GGGAAGGGGCGGGGGGGUGGAGGUGGAAAUAGUUCACCCGUCCCUGUGCUUUAACAAUUGAAGAGGUUGAGGAAAGUUUUUGUCCUAACAAGAAAACAAUAUACCAAGUUCAUUCUUUCUGAAGCUCAAACCGCAUUGCACACGCGCGGAAUUUGCUACAGUUCAGUUCACGAGCGUUGAAUCGCACCAAAGCAGGGUUAUUGACGUGGGCGCUCACGCGUGACUGGUAGUGUGAUCUACUUGAGUUGCAUGAAACCGGGAAAGAUAAGCAAGCAUAUUAAGAUGAGAUGCUGGACGACCUACAACUGCCCUUACUACGUCCCCGUGGAACUUACUGUAACAACCCGGUAAUUCCUUGGUGAAGACAGAAAAUUACCAUUUGGAAAAGAAAUGGAUUCAAGCUUAUUAUAGCCUAUUUCAUGAGAGAUGCUCCAGGAGAAGGCCUCAGCUGUGACGGAUGACAUUGUGACUGGGGUCCAGCCUAUAGGGACCCCAGAUGUCAGUCCUGACCCACCACACCUGGGCAUGCCUACAACUGCCAGCAUCCCCCAUGACAAUGAGCCAGAUCAGAAUAUUGAGAACAUCAAGGUUGUUCUCCAUGAGAGGGAGCUGUGGAAGAAGUUCCACGAGGCCGGGACAGAAAUGAUCAUUACUAAAGCAGGCAGAAGGAUGUUCCCCAGCUACAAAGUGAAAGUGACGGGGAUGAACCCUAAAACCAAGUAUAUCCUCCUCACAGACAUUGUCCCUGCUGACGACCAUCGCUACAAGUUCUGUGAGAACAAGUGGAUGGUGGCAGGCAAGGCGGAGCCGGCCAUGCCAGGACGACUCUAUGUUCACCCUGACUCCCCCGCCACAGGAGCCCACUGGAUGAGGCAGCUGGUGUCCUUCCAGAAGCUGAAGCUCACUAAUAACCACCUGGACCCCUUUGGGCAUAUCAUCCUGAACUCAAUGCACAAGUACCAACCUCGGCUCCACAUCGUCAAGGCUGACGAGAACAACGCCUUUGGCUCCAAGAACACAGCCUACUGCACUCACGUGUUCCACGAGACCGCCUUCAUCUCCGUCACCUCCUACCAGAACCACAAGAUCACUCAGCUGAAGAUCGAGAACAACCCAUUUGCUAAGGGUUUCAGAGGCAGCGAUGAAGGGGACCUGCGUGUUUCCAGACUCCAGGGAAAACACUAUCCAGUCAUUUCUAAGACUAUGGGCCGCCAGAGGCUCCUGUCCUCACACGGUCACCUGACGGGAAACCUGGGAACUGGGGUUCAUCUCUCCGGACACCCCCAGGUACUUUCCCACUACCAGUAUGAAGAUGGGGUGCCCCUGGGGAACUCAGACCAUCAAGACCAUCUCUCCAACCCCUUCCCUGCCAGCCGAGAGCCCAGCCUGCUCUAUCACUGCUUCAAACACAGAGAUAACGCCAGGCACUUGGAACUGGGCUGCAAAAGGCCGUACCUGGACACAGUGCCUCCAGCAGUCUCCGAGGAGCACUACUUCCGCUCCCCUCCCUCAUACGAGCCUCCACUUCUGUCCCACCCCUACUGCGGCGAGGCCAUAAGCUCCAGGGAGGCCUGCAUGUACGGGGGGGUGGAGGUGAACAGUAGCCAUGGGGCUGGGGGUGCUGACGCGGACCUGGCUCCCCCCUCUUUGAACUGCAACAUGUGGGCGUCUGUGCAGCCCUACCCCCGGUACAGCGUGCAGACAGUAGAGGGGGUCCCCUACCAGCCCUUCACCGCUCACUUCACCAGUACUGCCACCGCCACCUCCAUGGUGCCCAACCACCCCCCCUCCGGACCCCCACGCCCCCAGCCUGAACAAGGGGUGUUUAGCCCGGCUACCACACAGCGAAGCCUGGCUGCCGUCCCCUCGUCAUCCUCCGCCUCUUCUUCCUCUCCACCUGUUCCUGGUUCCAGGGAAAGCAGGCCGGUGGUCCACCCUCCCCUGUACCAGAGGAAGCCUGUGCCUGGGUCGCCCCUCCGGCUUCACAGGGAGUUCUCUGCUUUCCCAGCACAGAGCGGCCCUUCGUCCAUCCAAGACUCUUCCUACCAGUACCCAAUGGGCAGUGUUGGAGCCCACUGGACUGAUAGCUCGGGCUAAGGAGUUUUAUAUGGCCCGUGAGGCAGUGGCGAUGUCCACCCACCCAGUCGGCCCAGAGUCAACCAGACCCUCCCCAGCAAUCCAUCCUUGACCUGCCUGUGAGGCAUCGAAAAUGAGAUUAUGUUGAAAAACAGCCAUGACGACCUUGCACAGUGGAAGCCAUAGUAUUUUAGUACGAUGAGAAGCAGCGUGCACACACUCCAACGGUAGCCUGCAUUUUCCAAAAUGCCCCUGAACUUCAAUUACCCAGACUGGAGGAGCAUCGGGACUGAGAGGAUAAUUACUAUUAUUCCAGAGGACGAACCCUUCUGUAUGAUUAUUCAAGUGUGCCAUAUAAUGGUAGUUUCCCUUUCAUUCAGAAAGAUCAAUAUGCCAUAAGGAGAUGUGUUCAUAAAACAGGAGAAUAUCUAUAAUGGCUUUUGAUGUGUUUGAAGUACUUUGAAGUAGUGUGUUUAGGGUGAGGUAUAUCUUCUAGCCAAACAUUUGUAAGAAAAAUAUAUUAAGCGCAAGAACAAGGAUGGAGAGAGAUUCUGAUUUUUAUGUGCAAGAUUAAAGUACUCGGCCACGUGUUUUUUUCUGAGUAAGACUUUCACGAAAUGUAAUUGUGCCAUAUCUCUGGAUUUUGUUGAGAAACUUUACCAGUUACAAAUCUGUUGAAAUUGUCAACAUGAGCUGCAUGUGCACUACACAUAGGCUAUCUUAACACAUCUAGGGGUGUAGGUCUAGAUCUGAGUAGGCUAGCAGGACAUCCCUUCGAAAAGCCAACCGUCCUCUAGGCUAAUGGCCCCUUAGUGUUUUCCCAAGUCUUUAAAACCCAGUAGAGCACUUAAGUGCUUAGGGCUCGGCUCCAAACCUGCACUAUGAUUCUGAAGAUCCGUUUUUCCCAGUGAGCUGGGAACUCAAAGACAAUAAAGGUCCCCAGCCAUCCACAUGUGGAGCUUAAGAGACUGUUGUUAUGCCAAUGCCAGUACAGAACAAUGAGGUUUGCACAAAUCCAAGUCUGAAAAAUCCUUGUAAGACUGCAAAUGUAAAGAAAAAAGCCUGAGUGUGGCAGGCAUGGUUCAAGAGGUGGAGGACAGCAAAGCUGAACUGAAACAGAGACGAAUGGGCAAAGCAUUCCCCAAAUCCUGUUUUGCCUGGCUUGCACUCCCACUCACACAAGUAGGAAUAGGUGAGAAUGCACCAGAAUUGUGGCCUGGUCUACUGGUACUUUACUCAUCUUAUUUUUUUAUUCAAUAUAACUUCUUUGAAUAUUUUUUUGCACACCCGAUGAAAUAAAUAUUUG
Molecule: messenger RNA, 3382 nt
Organism: Esox lucius (northern pike)
Lineage: Eukaryota; Metazoa; Chordata; Actinopteri; Esociformes; Esocidae
Gene: tbx4
Product: T-box transcription factor 4
Exons: 9
Coding region: 427-2097 (556 amino acids)
Biological process (GO): angiogenesis; positive regulation of DNA-templated transcription; cell fate specification
Cellular component (GO): nucleus
Molecular function (GO): RNA polymerase II cis-regulatory region sequence-specific DNA binding; DNA-binding transcription factor activity, RNA polymerase II-specific
Source: RefSeq, a predicted model, not a curated record